UCCUAUAUAUUUUUUCAAUAGCUGAUCUUAGUAAUUGCAUUUUGCAAUUUAAUAAAUAUUUAAAUAAAAUUAACAAAACGAUUAUUUCAAUGAAUUAAUAAAAUAAUAUAAAAAAACAAGUUAAAUAAAAAUAUUUAAACUAUAUAAAGCCACUUACCAUUUAAAUCAUAAACUGAAAAUGUUCUACCAUUUAAAAAACCCUCUAAAGAUUUAUAUUCCAUUAACAAGAUCAUUAACACAGAAGGCCACCUCGAGUCAAAACUCACUAGAAUAUUGUGCAAAUAUUGUAAGGUAGACAGCACGAUUAUGAAAAUUACUUAGCAACACUGCUCAUGACCAAAGCUCUUCGAUCUCCAGCUUUUGUUGUACGAGCUUUCAAUGCUGAAAUAGCUCGGGUUCAGGAUCAAACAACAGAUCCUCAAACUGCAGCAAUGAGACUUCAGUUCUGGCAUGAUGCUGUCAACUUGAUUUAUCAAAAUCAGCAGUCAUGUAACAUACCUGCCAAUCCCAUAACUCAAGAAUUAUACAAGGUUUGUAUUAGUUAUAAAAUACAAAGAAGAUACCUAGAAAGGCUAAUAUCAUCAAGACAAAGUUUACUCAAAACAAAAUACUUCAGAACAAUGGAAGAUGUAGAGAUAUACACUGAGAAUACAGUCUCAACAAUUUAUUACUUACUUCUCUGUAUUGCGGGUGUAACAAAUGUUCACGCAGACCAUGCAGCAUCCCAUUUGGGUAAAGCACAAGGAUUGGCUAAUAUACUCAGGUCAGUCCAUGUAUUCAAUUAUCACAAGACAGUAUCGUUGCCAAUGGAUAUAUUGAUGAAACAUCAAGUUAGUCAAGAAUCUGUUCUUAGAGGAAAUGAUAAUGAAAAUAUGAGAAAUGUCAUAUUUGAGGUAGCUAGCAGAGCAAACAGCCACUUGGAAAAGGCAAGAAGUAUUGAAGUACCAAAAAUAACAAAUCAGAUUUUCUUACCAGCAAUUGCUAUUGAUAAAUUUUUAACAAAACUUCAGAAAGUUAAUUUUAAUGUAUUUGAUAAAAGAUUACUACAGGGUAGUCCAACAUUGCCUUUAACUUUGUAUUACAAAAGGCUUCUAAAUAAAUAUUAAAAAAUGUAAUAAACUAUUUAGGCAAUUU
Nymphalis io (European peacock) is the source of this 1134-nucleotide messenger RNA. It is a transcript of the gene sicily, whose product is annotated as NADH dehydrogenase (ubiquinone) complex I, assembly factor 6. The record is from RefSeq and is a predicted model, not a curated record. NCBI's taxonomy places the organism in Eukaryota, Metazoa, Arthropoda, Insecta, Lepidoptera, Nymphalidae. Bases 333 to 1106 code for a protein of 257 amino acids. Gene Ontology annotation, biological process: mitochondrial respiratory chain complex I assembly; biosynthetic process. Gene Ontology annotation, cellular component: mitochondrion. The transcript has 5 exons.